CAAACAAGAAAACGGAAAAUUGCAACAAAAGAAAAACAUUUUUAAUCGAUAAUCAAAGAAUUUUUCCAUUAAAAGUGCGUUUAAAUGUGAGAAUCGAGUCGCAGCAAGGAGGAAAAAAGCCACAAAGUAUUAAAAUCACCCGAAAAACACGACAAAAAUGACGGUAGCUCGCUUUAAUGCUCGUGGCAGAACGAGACUCUUGCUAUUUUUCGGUGUUACGUUGUGCGGUCUCAUCUUUGUCAUCGUUUUUCACAAUAAUCAACAGGAAAAUGACGAAUUAAGGCAGUUGCAGUUGCGUUGUGAGCAGCAAUUGGGUGCGAUUCAAGCCCAAAAAUCGAGAAUUGACAAGACUCUUGACACGGAGAAGCUGCAAUUGGACGAAGCACGCACCAAACAAGCGGAGCUCAUUGAACAACUGAAGACUAGUGAUCAGAAAUUCACGGCGCUUCAACAAGAGUGUAAAUUUUCACAGACAAAUCACGAAGACAAGCAAAAGGAAUGUGAUAAAACGAGAUUGAAGCAAGCAACGGAGAUUGACGAACUGAAGCAAAAGCUGAAAGAACUGAAAAAGAAGUUUGAUGACGUCACGCGGGAGAAAGAAAAGGAAAUUAGCACGUUAAAGUUCCAACUGGAGAAACAUGAAAAUGUCGAAGGAGUCGACGAAAAUGUCGUCACGGCAUUGCGACAACGCAACAAUCGUCUCGAGCAAGAAUUGUCGCGCGCCAAAGCAAAAUGCGACGGAUUCCAGCAAUUUGAGGCGUCGUCAACGAGCAACGCGGUAAAGUCCAAACCAAUUAGCGUGGUAAAUUUCUCCGAACAAAUCUCUCUCAGUCCUUUCGUCUAUCGAAUUGUAAACAAUUCAAGCACUAACAACUAUCACUCUUCGGCGCUAAAGGCUGCACGUGCCGACAGCAGCAUCAAACGCCAUAACAAUAACAAAUUUCUUCGCGAUACGACACAAGACAACGGCAUAAUAACCUCUGUGGAAAAUUUUCAGAUUGCGCAACAACCGAUUUUGAGUCAAGACGACAACAACAACAACAACGACGACGACGGGAAAGCAGUUGGCGCCGUGCCCGAGUACAAAAACAGCAAUAACAACGACGAGGGAAACGUUCUCGCACAACCGCAAGCCUUGAAAAAGAGCUCGACGACAACGACAACGGAAUCCGCUAAAGCUGCGGUUCGCAGUAGCAGUCAGAAAUCCGCUAGAGAUUCAAAUAAUCUUGGAGCACCGCCCGUUAUGCAAGCGCCAACCGUGAAAGAAAGCAAAUCUUCGACGCCCGUGAAGAAACGCUUACCCGAAGGAGUCGUUCCGGUGCCCGAAACAUCAUGGUUGAACAAAGAAACGCAAGGAGACACAAAAUACCCGAUGGAUGACGUUGCCCCGGAUGCCGACGCGAAAAAUGCUGACACCUUAAACUUCCUCAUCGGCAAUGAACAGGAAAAUUUGGCACAUGAGGUGCCCGAUAACGACUUUAAUAUCGACGAAAAGAAGGUAAACCCGGAAAAUCCGAAUGAGGAAAAGAUUGACAACAAUGCCGAAGAAGACACGAACGUUUAUGGGCCGAAUAAAGACGUCUUCAACACAAAUAACAAAGAUCUCUUACACGGAAAUAGGAGAACAGGCGGAAAUUCCGACACAAAAUUGAGAAAUGAAGUUGCCGGAGAUCAUGGAAAGGAAGGCGAACAUUACCCCGAAGAUGACUUGAGAAUCGAAGGACAGAACGAAGAAGAAGGCGACAUGGGCGACUAUGACGAUCCAAACGUGCUGAAACAAGGACCCGCCGAACGUACAAAGUAAAUAAAAAAUUCUUAUUAAAAAUCUCAUCCUUUGAGUUGACUCAUAAAGUUGAAAUUUUUAACAAGAAUUCGGUUGUAGAUCCUCGAAAAAUACUUAAAAAAAUAACUGUGAACAAAAAAAACUACUGAAAAACCCGCGAGAUGAUAUUGAAUGGAGAUCUAAUGUUAAGUUAACUAUACGGUACGCUAAAAUUCUUGAAAAUAAUACGUACACCUAUAAACUCUAAGUAGAAUAAGAAAAAACUGAUAAUCAAUCAUCCUUUCACAAUCUUGUUAUAAAUAUUUAAAAAUACAACAAAAUUUGCAUUUCGUCAAGCAACACAAAAAAAAACAGCCACAUGACUAAAAUUUAUCAUUUUUUUCGAAAAAAAAGACUUUCUUCGUCGUUAUUUAUGUAUUUUUAAGAGACUCUCUAUUUUUCCUGUUUAACAUAUGCUUAAGUUCUUAGAUGUAAAUUGUGCCAAGUAUUUCAAGAUACUUCAAAAUUUUAGUAUUUCUUUCUUAUAGUUUAUUUUUUAAAUUUGUAAAAAUCAAGCAAAAAAAAUGUAAAUCAAAAUGCUUGCUCGUGAAAAGUUUAGAUUUGGGAUGGAGUCAAUUGGUGUGCAAUAAUGCAAAAAAAAUGGUAGCUUAAUGCUCAAAAUAUAAGUUAAAUAGAGAAAAUUUUCGUAUAAAAUGUAUGAUAAUUUUUGUCUGUUCGUCUUUUUAUGAUACAAAAAUAAAUUAUUU
Culicoides brevitarsis is the source of this 2529-nucleotide messenger RNA. Its product is annotated as AAC-rich mRNA clone AAC11 protein. Bases 158 to 1804 code for a protein of 548 amino acids. The transcript has 4 exons. The record is from RefSeq and is a predicted model, not a curated record. Lineage: Eukaryota; Metazoa; Arthropoda; Insecta; Diptera; Ceratopogonidae.